Molecule: messenger RNA, 3352 nt
Organism: Balaenoptera musculus (blue whale)
Lineage: Eukaryota; Metazoa; Chordata; Mammalia; Artiodactyla; Balaenopteridae
Gene: AKAP1
Product: A-kinase anchoring protein 1
Exons: 11
Coding region: 247-2868 (873 amino acids)
Molecular function (GO): RNA binding
Source: RefSeq, a predicted model, not a curated record
GCCUUGCGUCGCGCCGCGGGCACGUCUCUGCGCGUCCUCAGUAUUUAAUGUCUCUGUGCUCCACGGGUCUGGGCGAGCACGUGGGGGAGCGGCCGGAGUGCAACGCUGUGGGGCCGGCCUGGCAGAGGGGCAGAGGCGGGGGGGGGGCCGAGGGGCCGGGGGGCGGCGGCGGCGGCGGCGGCGGCGCGAGGACUCUGCAUCCCGACGGUCGCCGAGGAGCUGAUAUAAUUGCUUCAGGCCUCCAGGAUGGCGAUCCAGUUCCGCUCACUUUUCCCCUUGGCACUGCCUGGAGUGCUGGCGCUCCUUGGCUGGUGGUGGUUUUUCUCUCGUAAAAAAGAGCACAUCAGAAGCCACAACAAACAGAUGGGGACCAGCGCUGUGAAGCUGAGGGCUGGCCCUGCCGCGGAGGAAGCGGUCCCCGUGGAGGACCCGUCUCCCGGAGCAGCGGCCCCGCCCCCCGGUGCCGCCCAGCCGCCUGAGAGGGAGCUCCCCACCGCCAGCAAGCCCCCUGGGGAGCCGCCCGCCCUGCUGCGGGCACACCCGGCCUACCGGCGAUCAGAGUCCUCGCGCGGCCUUCCCAGCACCGCGGACACGAGGUUUCGUCCAGGACCACGCAGAGAGGACAGUGCAAGGAUGGAGCUCGCUCUGACGGGUGACGAAGCUACGUCUGCUCCUCUAGAGUGUCCCCUGCCGUCCCCAAAAGGCGUUCCGUUCCCCCACGAAGCGGCUGAGGUGUGUAAUCGAGAGACCGUGAUGGGCAGGCCGGCAGGGUGGCGCCGGCAGGGCCCGCCUGCAGCCCCCGCAGAGAAGGUGGGCCCCGGGGAGAAGACCAGGGAGAUGGGUGGCGCCGAAGGCACAGGUGACGCGGUGAUGGGAGAAAACAUGCUGGAAGAAGGUCCCGUGUCCCGGGAGCAGGGCCCCGAGUUGCCGAGCAGCAGAGCCCCCAGCCUGGCUCCCUUGGGAGGAGGGGGAGAGAAGGGGAGGAGCAGCCUGCUGGCGGUGGGCGAGGACCCCGUGGGGCAGUUGCUGAGUAGCUUCGUGGAGUCGGCCCACGCGGAGCUGGUGACGCCCGAUGAGACGCCAACGCCCCGGGUCAGGGGGAGCAGAGGCUGGGACGGAGACUUCAGCCGCGAGCUGGGCAAGGAAGAGACCUUGGACAAAAACGAGAAGGUCGAGCAGGCUGCCUUCCAGAUCAUCUCCAAAGUGAUCUUGGAGGCCACUGAGGAGGUGCUGACCACCACGAUGGGCAGGAUCGCGGGUCGGAUGUAUCAGGCCUCGGCUGCUCAGCCCCAAGGGCCGAAGGAGGAGGAGAGCUGUGCCCGAGCCAACCAGAAAACUGCCCUGGGCCAGCGUGCCGCGGAGCCUGCUCUGGCCACAGCGGAGGCAGCCACGGGCCCGGUGGGCUCCGCCCUCCCCUCCGCAGACCUGCUGGCAGAGGAUCUGCCGCCACCAAAGACCUACGUGAGCUGCCUGACCAGCCCUCUGUCCAGCCCCACCAAGGACAGGAAGCCAAAGAACUCCACACACCACAUCUCCCUGGCCGCCCGCCCUCCACCGGCUGCCCCGCUUGGAGAGUCACUGGACGAGGCAAGCAUCCUGGCAGAAGAUGCCGCUUGUGUCACCUGCAUGUCCAACAACGGCCAGGGUGUCCCCUCAGUGGCCUCCUCUGGGCAGUGCUCAGAUUCUGUCAGCACUUUGGGGCUCGAAGACUCUUGUACAGAGACCACCUCCAGCCCCAGGGACGAGGCUACCACCCCGCUGCUGCCAGAAAGUACUGUGCCCUUCAGCAACGGGGUGCUGAAAGGGGAGCUGUCGGACCUGGGGGCUGAGGAUGGAUGGACCGUGGAUGCGGAAGCAGAUCAUUCGGGAGGUUCGGACGGGAACAGCAUGGAUUCGGUGGACAGCUGCUGUGGCCUCAGGAAGCCUGACGGUUUCCAAAAUGCCCAGGCAGGCUCCCAUCCCAAGAAGGUCGACCUCACCGUCUGGGAGAUCGAGGUGCCUAAGCACCUAGUUGGUCGGCUGAUUGGCAAGCAGGGACGGUAUGUGAGUUUUCUGAAGCAGACAUCUGGUGCCAAGAUUUACAUCUCAACCCUGCCAUACACCCAGAACAUCCAGAUCUGCCACAUAGAAGGCUCUCAGCAUCAUGUGGACAAGGCACUGAGCUUGAUUGGGAAGAAGUUCAAGGAACUGAACCUCACCAACAUCUACGCUCCGCCACUGCCUUCUCUGGCACUGCCUUCUCUUCCAAUGACUUCCUGGCUCAUGCUCCCGGAUGGCAUCACUGUGGAGGUGAUCGUGGUCAACCAGGUCAAUGCUGGGCACCUGUUUGUGCAGCAGCACACACACCCUACCUUCCAUGCGCUGCGCAGCCUGGACCAGCAGAUGUACCUCUGCUACUCUCAGCCUGGAAUCCCCACCUUGCCCACCCCAGUGGAAAUAACGGUCAUCUGCGCUGCCCCUGGCAUGGACGGUGCCUGGUGGCGAGCCCAAGUGGUGGCCUCCUACGAGGAGACCAAUGAAGUCGAGAUUCGCUACGUUGACUACGGUGGAUACAAGAGAGUGAAAGUAGACGUGCUCCGGCAGAUCCGGUCUGACUUUGUGACCCUGCCGUUCCAGGGAGCAGAGGUCCUUCUGGACAGCGUGAUGCCCCUCUCAGAUGAUGACCACUUCUCACCUGAGGCGGAUGCAGCUGUGAGCGAGAUGACGGGCAAUACAGCACUGCUGGCUCAGGUGACGAGUUACAGUCCAGCCGGCCUUCCUCUGAUUCAGCUCUGGAGCGUGAUUGGAGACGAGGUGGUGUUGAUAAACCGGUCGCUGGUGGAGCGAGGACUUGCUCAGUGGGUGGACAGCUAUUACUCGAGCCUCUGACCCCGUCCCCACGCCGCUACUGGAGUCUUUUUUGCACUGUUGAAAUUGGGCUUGGUACUCAAGGCAAAGACUUUACAUCAGAAUUAUAAACAUUUGUCCUCCCCAGAAAUCCUUUCUUUCUGUACUGUAGUCAUGUUGAGAUGUUUCGUCUCUGAGGCAAGGAAAGAACUGUGGGUUCUUUUCAAAGCCAUAGAUAGCAUGGCGUGUAACAAGCCAGUCUGCUUAACCUGGUUACAAGCUGUUUAUUUAAAAAAAAAGUGGAAGGAAAACUGUCUCAACUAGGUUGUCCGGCCCCCCUCCAUUCCGUUCCUCCCUUAUUCCUAUUUCCUCCCCUCCCCAAACCCAAACCCCUGUAGCAGACAGGCCAAGGGAGGUGUUGCUUGUGGGGAAGGGUUUCUUUUACCUUUAGAGUCUCUCUUCAGGGAGCAAGACAUGAACUGACUGAUGGGCAUCGAUCACUUGUACAGCUUACAAAUGAAUUUAU